Molecule: messenger RNA, 1182 nt
Organism: Propithecus coquereli (Coquerel's sifaka)
Lineage: Eukaryota; Metazoa; Chordata; Mammalia; Primates; Indriidae
Gene: KCNJ9
Product: potassium channel, inwardly rectifying subfamily J, member 9
Exons: 2
Coding region: 1-1182 (393 amino acids)
Biological process (GO): regulation of monoatomic ion transmembrane transport; potassium ion import across plasma membrane
Cellular component (GO): plasma membrane
Molecular function (GO): G-protein activated inward rectifier potassium channel activity
Source: RefSeq, a predicted model, not a curated record
AUGGCGCAGGAGAACGCCGCCUUCUCGCCCGCGGCCGAGGAGCCGCCGCGCCGCCGCGGCCGCCAGCGCUACGUGGAGAAGGACGGCCGCUGCAACGUGCAGCACGGCAACGUGCGCGAGACGUACCGCUACCUGACCGACCUGUUCACCACGCUCGUGGACCUGCAGUGGCGCCUCAGCCUGCUCUUCUUCGUGCUCGCCUACGCGCUCACCUGGCUCUUCUUCGGCGCCAUCUGGUGGCUGAUCGCCUACGGCCGCGGCGACCUGGAGCACCUGGAGGACACCGCGUGGACGCCGUGCGUCAACAACCUCAACGGCUUCGUGGCCGCCUUCCUCUUCUCCAUCGAGACCGAGACCACCAUCGGCUACGGGCACCGCGUCAUCACCGACCAGUGCCCCGAGGGCAUCGUGCUGCUGCUGCUGCAGGCCAUCCUGGGCUCCAUGGUGAACGCCUUCAUGGUGGGCUGCAUGUUCGUCAAGAUCUCGCAGCCCAACAAGCGCGCCGCCACGCUCGUCUUCUCCUCGCACGCGGUGGUGUCGCUGCGCGACGGGCGCCUCUGCCUCAUGUUCCGCGUGGGCGACCUGCGCUCCUCGCACAUCGUCGAGGCCUCCAUCCGCGCCAAGCUCAUCCGCUCGCGCCAGACGCUGGAGGGCGAGUUCAUCCCGCUGCACCAGACCGACCUCAGCGUGGGCUUCGACACGGGCGACGACCGCCUCUUCCUCGUCUCGCCACUCGUCAUCAGCCACGAGAUCGACGCCGCCAGCCCCUUCUGGGAAGCGUCACGCCGCGCCCUGGAGAGGGACGACUUCGAGAUCGUCGUCAUCCUCGAGGGCAUGGUGGAAGCCACUGGAAUGACAUGCCAAGCUCGGAGCUCCUACCUGGUGGACGAGGUGCUGUGGGGCCACCGCUUCACGUCAGUGCUGACCCUGGAGGACGGCUUCUACGAGGUGGACUAUGCCAGCUUCCACGAGACCUUUGAGGUGCCCACGCCCUCGUGCAGUGCCCGGGAGCUGGCAGAGGCCGCGGCCCGCCUCGACGCCCAUCUCUACUGGUCCAUCCCCAGCCGGCUGGAUGAGAAGGUGGAGGAGGAGGGGGCAGGGGAGGGGGCCGGUGGGGAAGCUGGGGCUGACAAGGAGCAGAACGGCUGCCUGCCACCCCCAGAGAGUGAGUCCAAGGUGUGA